AUGCCUGCGUUGGCCUCGGCGGGGGACUCGUCGCUGAGUUCGCUGCAGCUUGAAAACGAGGAGCUGCGGCGGCAGCUGCGGGAGACGCGGCGCGAGUCGAGGGGUGGACCCCGUGGGGACGCGCAGCACGUUGAGCGCCUCGAGCGGCGGUGUGAACUGCUGGCCACGCGACUGGUGUCGUUGGUGCGGGACAGGCAGUUGUCGGAGUGCGCGGAGGUGCACUUUCUGCUGCGAACGCAGGAGGAGGAGCGCCGGUUUCUGCGCGACGCCCUGCAGAGACUGCUGAGGCGGCAAAAGAAGUGCACCGUCGGCGAGGAUUACGGGGGCCCGCCGGACGACGAGCUUCGCUCCAGCAUGCUGACCGCGCUGGUCACGAGGGUGGCUGAGGAGGCGCAGCACGCCGAGUCCCAGUUGAAGCUGGAGCAGACGGAGCGGCGGCUGCUGCUGGAGCAAACCGCAGAACUUAUCGUAGACAUACAGCAGGCGAUCGAGAAGGCGACGCGGUGGGUGUACGACUACCACUGUGAGCCGCUGCGCACCGACCCCCUCCGGCAGUUGACGCUGUGGAAGGAGUCACACAACGCCGGCGCGAGCCAGCUACUUUCGCUGGCGGAUGUCGCCGCUGCUUGUCCGCCGGAUUCUCCUGAUCGCACGCGAGGCGGCCGCCGUGCGGAAGGGCGCUGGCGGGGGGACUCCGACGGGUUUAUAGAAGUUCACUCCACCCCCGAGUACGAGGCAGCGGGGGCGGCGACGUCGCUCUCGCGGAGCGGGGUUGACCUGCUGGAGGCGUGUGACGUGCUGCGGGCGUGCUACCGAGCGUUGGCCGGCGUCCGCACUCUGCUUGGAGAGGCCAUGUCCACACUGGCGCCCUCACUCGCCUCGCGGCCGGGGAAGUUGACAAGUGUGGAGGAACUCGUGAAGGGCUUUCAUCGGGAUCUACAAGAAAUGCUGCGGAGCAACGAGCAGUGCCGCGAGACGCUGGCGCGACGCUUGGAGGCCGAGAUCGAGGCGCAUAGACGCACGGUGCAAAAGUAUGAGGCCCGCCUGAAGUUGGCUGAGCGAGAGUUGAUAGACCUCCUCACUUCCGCAGCGUCUAUGCCUCGGGGCGCGCUGGGGUCGAGUGACGCGCACGCGGUCGCCUUUUCAAAGCGCCUCGGCGACGAGGCGGAGGGGGGCGCUGGCGACGCGGGCGCCGCAACACCGCCGCCGCCGCACGCGCCGCACGCGCCAGCAAAGGCGUCCGCGUCCGCGUCCGCGGCAAGCCGGCACGCUGUCGGAGGCGGCGACACCACUCGGCGUAAGUGCACUCCGGGGGAGCUCGCGCCGCCCUCGCGGCGGAGGGGCGUGAGGGCGAUGCUGGUGAGGGACAAGGGCGACCCACAAAAGCCGCGAGAGGCCCCCUGUCUUGCCAUUCGCGGCAACGGUGCCGCUGCCGAUGGCUCGCCGCCGCCUCUUGUUCUUUCCUUGCCGGAGGCGCAGCUGCAGCGCCGUGCGGGUUCACGGUCCCUGUCGUCGCUCGACACUCUGGACGGCAGGAUGGACGAUGACUCGACGGCGGAGGGGUCCGUGACGCACUCGCCCCCUCCGCCACCGUCGUCGUCGUCAAGGCGGGGGCGACCCCCGCCGACGGGUGAGGUUCGGGAGGGCAGAGCGGCGUCGUCAUCGCAGCGGCAGCAGCGCUGGCAGCACAGGGCGAUCUUGCUUAGUCCUUCGCCAUUCUGA
This is a messenger RNA of Trypanosoma conorhini, 1722 nucleotides long. RefSeq lists its product as uncharacterized. The record is from RefSeq and is a predicted model, not a curated record. The coding region runs from base 1 to 1722 and encodes 573 amino acids. The transcript has a single exon. NCBI's taxonomy places the organism in Eukaryota, Euglenozoa, Kinetoplastea, Trypanosomatida, Trypanosomatidae.